Messenger RNA from Aspergillus chevalieri, 3153 nucleotides. RefSeq lists its product as uncharacterized. Lineage: Eukaryota; Fungi; Ascomycota; Eurotiomycetes; Eurotiales; Aspergillaceae. The transcript has 9 exons. The record is from RefSeq and is a predicted model, not a curated record. The coding region runs from base 1 to 3153 and encodes 1050 amino acids.
AUGCAGGACAGGCUGGUUUCUCUGGUACGCGAGGUGGAGCGCGUGGUGACGGCUCCUUAUGUGCCUUCUCUUCAGGAUCUCUAUGGCAUUGUCUGCCAAGUUUCUUUUCCAGCGAUCGACUCUUGGUCGUUUUGCAAACCAUGCCAGGUUGCGGCUUUAGUCGACGUCCUUGUUGACGGGCUAUCUUACUCGAACGUCGCGUUAGAACUGAUAGGCAUCUUUGCAUCGGCAGCAGCAUUUCGCGAUGCCUUGUUGGAACGGUAUCCAGCAAUCCUGGACCACUUCCUCCAAAAGGCCGUCGAAACUGAAGAAUCGAAGUAUCUUUCGACAUGUACGGCACUGCUGUCUUCACCUCUUUCCUCGGGUUUCACUGCACCGGCGCGUCUUGCAGGUUUUAUCACAAAACUAGUUCAUCGCAUGGCCAAGUGCCCAAAUGCGGAUACUAUUCGACCAAUCAACAAUCUGCUGACGGGACUACAAACUUCACCUAAGGCCCUAUAUGACAUCCCCGCUGAAACAAUGACCACGCUUCAAGGGGAGCUCCUCAAGACGCUGCGCAACAUGGAUGACCACAUGGGUAAUUUGCUCUGUCUAUCGACCUACGCAUGUAUCGCUUCAUCGCAAAAGCUUGACUACGAACACGAAUACGGACCUCAACCGCCAUCUUGGCUUCACAAUGUCAGGCAUUUCUUUGGGUCCAAGCGCGGUCUCAAAACCUUAGAUCUGGUUGUUUUGCGAGUGAUUCUUGCUUGCUCUGCUAACUGCAACAAUCUGGCUCCCAGCGAGGCAGCAGAGAGUGUAAGAUUAGCCAUUGCAGUCUGCGAUACUGUUGAGCCCGAGCAGAAGCAGGUGUGGAUUUCCGGAAAUGCGUCUAAGAUUGCGAAACUUUGUGAGAAGGUGACAAGGGAAGGAAUUAAUUAUGAGGUGCAGAUGAUGGGUGUAAUGUUCCUCAUAUCCCUUUUGCCGACAAAUACUCUACCUCCUCAGAUACUCGCGCUUGGUCUGCAAGGACUAUUGUCAAACGAUAGCCUCCAGGUUUUAGAAGCUAUACCACUUGGGCUUAUCCCACGCUUGGUGGAAGCUAAUGCUAUUAUUUCUGGGAAGUCCACGUUCCAUGAUUCGUUGAACUACGUACUUUCUGCCUUGAAGUCACCUGCUCUGGAAAUGAACACUAUACAAAUCGCGACCUUGAUCCUUUCCGGAUUGCAAAUUUCAGAACCUCGCUUGUCUUCUGCCGUGACGGAAGUCUCUCACGCUUUGGUAAGGGACUCCAUGAGGGAGUUGAUUGAGAGCUUCCCGCGAUCUCCUCGCCAGUCGCAAUGUAAUGAAUCGAAGAUAUGCUAUGCCGCUCUGUCUACAGCUGAAAAUGGAUUGCUUAUCGACCUGUUCGAUCUUUACUACUGCGCUUCUAUGUCACAAAAUGUGGAAGAUGACGGCGCGCUCCGGGUAGAAGCCGGCCUCAUCUCUAAAUUCAUCGCUCGGGUCAAGAAUACCAUGUGUGAAAGCAACUGCCUUCUCGCUACUGUGAAGCCUUCUGAUGCCUAUGACAAACUCUCUUAUCUCGAACCCCGCCAAGUGUCGCCCAAUCCGAGGCGUGACUGGAAAGCAGAGGUAUCAAAUACGCUCAGGUCUAGCGCUCGUAUGUCGCACGAUGGCCUGAUGAAAAAGGUUGAAGAGGUUUGCCGCGAUCUUGAGCAUCGGUGCUAUAAUUUGGAAGCACCGCUCAGAGUGAUCGAGGAAGAACGAAAUAACGCAUCUUCCGAAGCAGAGAAAUUGCGGCAACAAAACUUUGAGCUGGAAACUCGACUCCAACAGGCGUUCAGUACGAUAAAUGAUCUGCAACAGAAUAUGUCUUAUCUCGAGGGCCAUGCGGAAGCUGCGUCUACGAGGAUCGAGAAGUUAUCUACCAGUCUUGAAGCUGCACAGAAGGAGCUGGAGGACCAGCGAUGCGCCUAUGAGGAAUCAAGCCAAAGUGAAAAGGAAAAGGCACGGACGAAAGAACUUGACUUCAUGGCCACCUUGACGGAAAAGGAGGAUCUGCUCGAAGAGCUGCAAGCAGAGAACCAUGAACAACGUGCAGAAAAUGAGAAGUUACGGAAAACUUUGGAUCUGGUCUCUAAGGACAAUGGCUCUACUUUGGAAACUGUCGCCUCACUAAGAAAAGAGGUUUCCAGACUUGAAGAAUUCUCGGUAUCGAACCAGCAACUUGCGGCGCAAAAGGACGAGGAAAUCUUGGUUCUGGUGGCUAGUAAGGAGCAAAUGAGCUCGGAGAUCGGGAACCUACAGCAAAAGCUGGAGAACGAAAUAUCUGGAUCCAACAGGCUAAGGAAUACACUGCGCGACGCUGAAGACCAUUUCAAAAGUGAGACGGACACGCUUAGAAAGCAGCAUGAGAUGCAGCUUUCUGAGGCCAGUGCAGAGAAUGCCAAACAAAGAGAGGACAACAAGGCUUUGCAUGAGUCUAUGCAGACCGCCGCAUCCAAUGCCACAGCGGAACUGCAAACAAAGGACAAGCGGAUCCGUCACCUGGAGAGAAAGAUACAAUCACUGCUGGAUGAACGUGCCGCCAAGGCCCGCGAAUUCUCCGUAGCGCAGGAGCACAUUGGUCGCCUCAUGACGGUUAUGGGUUUCAAACCAGACUCAGAGACUAAAUUGUCUAGCAAACAACAGCGAUCUCGAUCCACUCUGGAGCCCACGCAGAUCACUCCGGUGCAACGAGCAAUCAACCCGGAUGACGAUGGAACUCAAUCCCAGGCCGACCACUUGUUUGGCGAUUCCUUUGGUUUUGAAAUUCCCAACCCCAACGGCCGUAACCCAAAGCGACCACGGGGGAAUUCAAUCCCGUUGGAUUUGGCUCCUGCGCCGCGUAACCGUAACCAUGACCCAACGCCAAAUGGCUUGCCUUCCCGAAGUCACACCAGUCUACCACAACGUGAACGCAGACCUCUGCACGACGUUGACGAAAAUUCUCAAGCGGCAUCCCAACGGACUCCUAGACCGUCGCAGGCCCAGAGUCAAUUUCCGGAGAGCCAAGUUGAUAUAAAUAGGAACAAGCUUCAAGAGCUCGACCUGGAUAUGGACGUGGAAUUUACCAAGGAUUUCCUCUUCACGAGCACUUCUCUAUCAGAUGCAAACGACCCAGCAUCACCAUGA